UUAUUAGCCUUGGUACAUAUACAUAGCUUCAAAUUUCUAGCAAAACAAUAUGGCUCAGCAGCAACCCCCACCUCGCCCGUGGUUCCGGCUUGCUUCCAUGUCCCGGCCGGUAGCCCCAACUCCAACGCCGGCACCGGCCCCCGCCCCAACCCCCGCCCAGCCCCUGUCUCUGCACCGGUUGCCCCCCAGCCAAGGCUGCCGUUUAUCCGACCGGCAUCUGCCCAACCAUUUGUUGCCCCGACCACUCAGCCAACUCAGCCACCACCAGCACCUCGAGAACCUACCCAAGCCCCGCCGCCAGCACCAUCGGCUACUGCCAUGGUUUCGUCUGUCCCAUCAUCUCCCAUCAGAGCCACCACUCCUGUUUCUUCAUCCGUACCAUCGUCUCCAAAGCCAAGAGUGUCCGCUCCUUCCUCCCCGCAACCCAAACCAGUGUCAACCUCCCCAAAAGCAUCGCCACCACAGGCUUUUGUGGCAGUAGCACCACCACCUCCCACCACCACCACCAUUACUUCGUCUGUCCCAACAUCUCCGAUCAUUAGAACUGCCACUCCUAUUCCUUCCUCUUCACUACGAACUUCUCCGCCACCCAAACCGGUGGCACCCACCCCAGCACUACCACCUUACGCAAUCAACGACGCGGCUACCACCACCACUACCACCACUGUUGUUACUCGUCUCUUUGCACCAAAACCCGGCGUCAAACCUCCACCGCCCACAUCUCCACCCCCUAAAACCAAGCCCCUCACUCCGCCACCAUCUCCGCUAACACUACCAUCAGCCCAAUUGAAGUCUGAUACCGAAACCAUUGAACAAAAAACCAUUCUGGUGCAAGAAACCAUUGAAAAACCCAAGGCGGUGCCGCCCAGAACUUCCACCGGAGACCCCCGAGGUAACGGUGAUUAUCUGAAGAGAGAUGUGAUCAAAGGUAAAGGUGAUUAUCCGAAGAAGCUUUCGGAUUCUGAGGAGUUUGGGAUGAGGAUUAUCACCAUUGCAGGUGAUAAUAAAGGUGCUAUCAUGGAGUUGAACCCAAAGAAAAAUGAAUUUGGAGGAAGCCCACAAAGUUUGAACAAGAAAGGCCAUGCCAAUGCUUGGAAGGACCAAUUGGGAAACGCCAGCAGUGGCGAAGAAGGGAGGCUGAAGAGCAAGGACAAAGCAAUGGCAGCAUCGUCACCACCACUGCCGUUGAAUACUUACAUGAACAGUAAUGUGCAGGGUGUCAACAAUUCCAUUCUCUACAAUUGUUCUUGCACCCACCAUGACCCUGGUGUUCAUCUCUCUCUCUCUAGAAAGGCCAAUGGUAAGAGUAAUGGUAAUGGCAAUGGCAAUGGAAUACAAAUCAAGGAAGGCAAGAAUGGCUAACAUAUUUGGAGAGGGAGAGUGGGGAAUAAAAAUAAAAAAAAGUAGUUAUGAAUACAUAAAUUAAUUACGGAAUUAGAUACAGAAUACAUAUGAAUGGAUAAGAUUUUACAACAUUCGUUAGUGGGGUUCAUAUAUAUAAAAAAAAAAUAUCUUAUCCAUUCAUAUAUAUUAUGUAUUUGAUUCUGUAAUAGAUUUUUGUGUUAAUAAGUUUAUUUUUUAAAAAAGGAAAAAUAAAAAAAAGAGGGUAUCUACUAUUAAGUAUCAACUAUAUAAUGGGGAAUAAUAUGAGAGAUAUAUUGAAAGUGAAGAUACAGAAAGAGGCUUGGAUUCUAAUUCUUCCAUUGUUGGAUUUGCACUAUCAUGGUAUUCUUUUGUCUCGAGAUAUAAUUCUUGAGAAUGUUUUGAGAUACUAGGGUCAGUGAUUGAGACAGAGAAUCCGAAUUCGUGUAAUGGAAGGUGACUCAAGAGGGUGCAUGGCCUGCUUUUGUGUAGUAUGAGUGAAAAUAUUAUGCUAGUGAAGAAGCAAAUAAUAAAAUGGUGUAGUUUACCCAUGUAACAAAGUGUCGUAAUGUCUUUGAUCUCAUUUUGUUGUACUCUUUUCGAUUUAUUAAUAAAUCUUCUUCUUUGCAAAAUUUCUUAA
This is a messenger RNA of Camellia sinensis, 2002 nucleotides long. Its product is annotated as serine/arginine repetitive matrix protein. The record is from RefSeq and is a predicted model, not a curated record. Lineage: Eukaryota; Viridiplantae; Streptophyta; Magnoliopsida; Ericales; Theaceae.